Messenger RNA from Nicotiana tabacum (common tobacco), 525 nucleotides. The record is from RefSeq and is a predicted model, not a curated record. Lineage: Eukaryota; Viridiplantae; Streptophyta; Magnoliopsida; Solanales; Solanaceae.
AUGGCUGUAGUCUGGGAUGAUAGAGUAAGGGCAUGUCCUCGGGUAGGGCAGAGUGUGAGGCGGUGGCCAGAGGGUGGGACAGGCGGUGGAAGAGAUAGACAUCUCAGAGGAUCUGUGGUAGAGGUUAGGCGGGUGAAUGAUAGAUUAAUGACUAUCAAGUUGGUGGUUGGUGAGUGUACGUUAAAUGUCGUUAGCGCGUACGUGCCGCAAGCUGGCUUGGAUAAGGAGAUUAAAAGGCACUUUUGGGAAGGGUUAGAUGAGAUCGUGCGUAGUAUUCCGCCUGUCGAAAGGUUAUUCAUAGGAGGAGAUUUCAAUGGUCAUAUUGCGUCAUCUGCAAGUGGUUAUACUGAGGUGCAUGGCGGCUUCGGUUUCGGGGAGCGGAACGGUGGGGGCACUUCACUAUUGUACUUCGCAAAGGAAUUCGAGCAGGUGAUUGCGAACUCAAGUUUUCCGAAGCGGGAGGAGCAUUUGGUUACUUUCAAAAGUUCGGUGGCGAGGACUCAGAUUAACUAUCUUCUCAUGUGA